Messenger RNA from Penicillium odoratum, 1605 nucleotides. Its product is annotated as GNL3/Grn1 family GTP-binding protein. Gene Ontology annotation, molecular function: GTP binding. Gene Ontology annotation, cellular component: nucleolus. Lineage: Eukaryota; Fungi; Ascomycota; Eurotiomycetes; Eurotiales; Aspergillaceae. The record is from RefSeq and is a predicted model, not a curated record. The transcript has 3 exons. Bases 1 to 1605 code for a protein of 534 amino acids.
AUGGUUAAGAACAAUUUCGGCAAGACCUCUAAGCGGGUUCCCGUCCGCUUAAGACACAAGAUUGAAAAGUCCUCUGUGGCCAAGCAGAAGAAGAUGAGAAAGCUCGCGAAGCAGAACCCAGAAUGGCGGUCUAAGCUCAAGAAGGACCCCGGUAUUCCCAGUCUCUUCCCGUUCAAGGACAAGAUGCUCCAUGACAUCGAGGAGAAGAAGCGUCUGAAGGCAGAGGAGCAGGAGCGCAUCCGGGAGGAGGCUCGUCUUCGCCGUGUCGAGGCUAAGCAGGCCAAGACUGGCAACCAGACGGGUGUGGAAAUUGACGAGAACGAUCUGGAUGAGGAUAUGGAUGUGGAGGGCGAUGAGUCGAAUCCCAUGGCAGCACUUCUUGCCUCGGCACGUGCCCGUGCUGCCGAGUACGACGAUGAAGAGGAGGAUGACGAGAUGGACGAGGACGACGAGGAUGAGAUGGAUGAGGACGAUGAAGAGGGCCUGACUUUCAACGACGCUGUUCCUGAUCUGGUCGACGCACACAACCCUACCAAGGAAAGCUCACGGCGCCAAUUCGAUAAGGUCUUCAAGACUGUUACCGACUCUGCCGAUGUUGUGCUCUAUGUGCUCGACGCCCGUGACCCUGAGGGUACUCGUUCGAAGGAGAUCGAGCGCGAAAUCAUGGCUGCCGAUGGUGGCUCUAAGCGUUUGAUUCUCAUUCUGAACAAGAUUGAUCUUGUGCCGCCUCCCGUGCUCAAGGCCUGGCUGGUGCACCUGCGCCGAUACUUCCCUACCCUUCCUCUGAAGGCAUCCAACGGUGCAGGCAAUUCCCACAGUUUCGACCACAAGCAGUUGACAGUCAAGGGUACUUCGGAUACUCUUUUCCGCGCUCUCAAGUCCUACGCACACAGCAAGCAGUUGAAGCGGGCUAUCUCCGUUGGUGUUAUUGGUUACCCUAACGUCGGCAAGUCGUCCGUUAUCAAUGCUCUUACCGCUCGUCUCAACAAGGGCUCAAGCAAUGCCUGCCCCACCGGUGCCGAGGCCGGUGUCACCACUAGCCUGCGCUCGGUGAAGCUUGACAACAAGCUCAAGCUGAUCGACUCGCCCGGUAUUGUCUUCCCCAGCGCCAACGGCAAGACCAGCAAGAAGUCCAAGGAGAAUGAGCAGGCUCGCCUGGUUUUGCUGAACGCUAUCCCGCCCAAGCAGAUCGAGGACCCCAUUCCUGCGGUCAACUUGCUAGUCAAGCGUCUUUCUGCAUCGGAGAACCUGAUCGGCAAGAUGCUUGAGGUGUACGGCAUUACCCAUCUCUUCCCGACAAAUGGUGACAAGACUACCGACUUCCUGAUCCAGGUGGCCCGCAAACGCGGUCGUCUUGGAAAGGGCGGUGUGCCGAACAUCGAGAGUGCCGCCAUGACUGUGAUCAAUGACUGGAGAGACGGACGUAUCCAAGGCUGGGCUAACGCCCCUGUUCUGCCCGUUAACACUGUUGUUGAUGCUGGUAAGACCGUCGAUUCUGGACCUGCUGCGGACACCACCCGUGUCGUUACGGAGUGGGCCAAGGAAUUCAAGAUCGAGGGCCUCUGGGGCAAUGGCGAGGGUGAUGAGGACGAGAUGGCCGAGUAA